Sinocyclocheilus rhinocerous is the source of this 394-nucleotide messenger RNA. Its product is annotated as platelet-derived growth factor receptor alpha-like. Lineage: Eukaryota; Metazoa; Chordata; Actinopteri; Cypriniformes; Cyprinidae. Bases 96 to 392 code for a protein of 98 amino acids. The record is from RefSeq and is a predicted model, not a curated record. The transcript has 2 exons.
GUGUGCAGUGCUACGAACGCGUGAAUCAUGACUUCCUGAAAAGCGAUCACCCCGCUGUGACUCGGGUGCAGUGCACUGACAAUGAUGAUGCGUACAUGGGUGGUCUCUACAAGAACCAGGGCAAACUAAAGGACCGCGAGAGCGGCUUUGAUGAACAGAGACUCAGCUCUGACAGCGGUUACAUCAUUCCUCUGCCGGACCUCGACCCACUGUCAAAUGAAGACUAUAGCAAAAGGAACCGCCACAGCUCUCAGACGUCGGAGGAAAGCGCAAUAGAGACAGGCUCUAGCAGCUCCAUGACGAAGCGUGAGGGAGAGACCCUGGAGGACAUCACCUUGCUGGACGAGAUGUGCUUGGACUCAGGAGAAAUGGUAGAGGAUAGUUUCCUGUGAGU